Caenorhabditis remanei is the source of this 420-nucleotide messenger RNA. RefSeq lists its product as uncharacterized. Bases 1 to 420 code for a protein of 139 amino acids. The record is from RefSeq and is a predicted model, not a curated record. The transcript has 4 exons. NCBI's taxonomy places the organism in Eukaryota, Metazoa, Nematoda, Chromadorea, Rhabditida, Rhabditidae.
AUGGCACAAUCAAAUACGUCAACCAACUGCUUCAGAGAUCUCAUUACUUUGAAAAAUCUUGGUGGAGAUUUGAGUCUUUUCUACACGAUGGGUGCUUUCAAUUGUCUUCUUCUCUGUAUUAAUAUUUCUAUUCUUUAUGCAGUUCUCGGUUAUAUGAAGCCAACGAUUGCUGAACUUCGAAAGCAGACAUAUAUCAUCAUGGAUAAUAUUCUUCUCUCCUACAUUCCUGCUGGAAUCCGUGAGACGAUUGGUUGUCAACCAGAAAUCAAAAUGGGCGGAGGCGGUGGAAAAGCUGGAGGAAAACCCGGAGGGAAAGGGCAUAAAGCAUCAAAAGGAGCCACUAAAACCAUGACAAAAACUUCGACAGGAACUACAAAAACUGGUGGAACUACGGGAGCAACUGCAGCAGCUAGUGAAUAG